Molecule: messenger RNA, 1293 nt
Organism: Durusdinium trenchii
Lineage: Eukaryota; Dinophyceae; Suessiales; Symbiodiniaceae
Source: the annotation of a GenBank genome assembly
AUGACCUACGAUGCAGUCUUCCGUGUUUUCGUGGGAUCUGAAGCUGUUUCGAGAGAUCCAUCUCACCAUGCAAUGCGAAGUCGCUGCGCUUACCGCCUAUGGAUGAGAAGAGAUUUGCAGAACAGUUGGCACUUGGAACGUGUGAGGCAGAUGAAGGUGUACGCGCAUUGGGCAUUUUUGCGACUGAUGGGCCUGCGUGGUCAGAUGUGUCUGCUUGUGGCCAUUUGGUGGGCUGUUUCUGCAGCAAUCACCGUAGUCAUGAAGCAAACAGUUGGUAGUGAUGGGGGGUAUCAGUUUCCAUUUGCGUUGACCGCUUUGACGAAUGGUGUGUGUGGCUGGUUUUCAAUGUGCGCCUGCUUUUGCCAAAAAGGCAAUUUCUGGAACAACAGCAGUUUGCGAAGGAUAGAUGUGGCCCAACUGAUUUUCCUGGGCAUUUUGCAAGGGGUGGAGAUUGGAAUGUCAAAUAAGUCUCUGCAUUUUCUGUCCGUUUCAACCCGCACCAUCUUGAAUUCAACGAGUGUUUUGUUCAUGAUGAUUUCGGCACAGUUCUGGGGCAUUGAGCAGUUGGAUCGGCUUCGAAUCCUCAGUGCAGCUUUUCAAAUACUGGGAGGCUUUCUCAAUGCUUUAGGGGCUUCGCAUCCUCACACUGUUGGUGACACGAAGUCCUUUUCACAAGAAGAGAUUGAAGAAGCCAACGAUCAGAUUUCAGGAACUUUGCUUCAACUGUGCACAUUGCUGAUAGCUUCUCAGCGAUGGGUCAUGUUGCAGUCGCUCAUGCAGAAGUCCAGCCUGCGUUUAGGCAAGCUUGAGCUUUCUGCCUGGAUUAUGCCGGUGACCUCCUUGGUUUGUUUCAUGAUGGCAGCUGCAUUUGAGACUCCUGCCCUUAGCUUGUCCCUAAUGCUUGAUGCUGGUCUUCCACGGGUUGUCCUCAUCAUUGCAUGCGGUAUCACCAUCCUGACCGUGGCUGAAUUGCGACUAGUGCACAUUUCCUCGGCUGUGGCAUUGCAAGUGUUGGCCACAUUGCACCAGAUUCCGUUGGUGAUAACCGGAGUCGUAUUUUUUCAGGAUUCCGUGGAGUUGGUGAGUGGCAUGGGGUUCACGUGCUGUUUGCUCGGUGCCCUUUGCUACGCUGGUGCGAAGCAUUCGCCCACCGCCAGCUCACAAGAACAUGAACAUGGCACAGAGCUGCUGCCUGUCUUAGAAGAUGAUGAAUCUCAUGGUUUUCGGCGCCUAGCUGCGCCCAGCCGCACCGGAAGCCGCUCAGGAAGCCCGCGUCCACAUGUUCCGGGCUGA